AUGUGCAUAUAUGCAUACAUUAAUUAUUGCAACCAAAAUGCGCAGCUGCCAACCGGCUGGUUAUUGUAUUGACGGGUCCGAAAAACCCUCGCAUCCCACUGAGUACUCGGUUUGUGACAACAUCGAGGAAUAACACUUCAGCCAAACCACAAUUUUCUAAUCAUCUCGGACAGAUAACAUCGAAUUAAACCGUUUUAAGAUAUAAUAUGGCUGGGAAAAGAGAUCCCUUCGAGAGGACUAUAUUUCGGGAUGGGAAUCGUGCUUCACACUUGCUGGAACAAACUGCGGGCGAAUCCGUGCAAAGAAUGAGCAACAGUAGAGAUGUAACUGCAGAAGUCAUAAAAGACCCAAUAUCUGCGGCGCGGAGAUUUAAGGUAGGAAAUUUAUCGCCCUCCAUGUUUUAUUUGACCGCGCGAUCUUCAUUUUAGAAAGCAUGUUACGAGUGUCAUAAAUGAAAGUGCAAACAGAUUUGUAGCAAUCAUGAGCUUUGUAUUCCUUACUUUUAGAGCGCAACUCCUUAAAAUAUGUGAGAAACUGAGCUAUAAUCUUUUAUUUAUGCUCUUGCCCAGUACGGUACUCUUAUUCAUCUCGUUUCGCUCCUUUUUUUUUUAAUGUAAAAGCGAAUAAAUAAAGCCGACUUUAUUUUAAAGGACUGGUUUUGGAUUAAACGUUGGUCUUGUUGUCUCUCUUGUGAUAAAAAGAUAUAUUAUGCAGUAUGCGUUUUCUUUUUUGGUAGAAUGCGACUGAAUUGAAACCGAAUAUGAAGUUAGAAACGUACAUCUGCUAAACGAAGUAUCUCCUUCUGUGCUUUUUUAAAAAAGCUACUGACGCAUUCAUUAUCAUUCGCGAAGGCGAAAAAGCAUUUACAUUCUUAUAACUAAUGCCACCCCUUUCAACAUAUCGAAAACUGGAGACAGAAGCGAAAAAUUAUGAUACUAUUCUUAGGCUUAAUAUAAAGCCCUGACUCUAAACGCCAGAAAUUAAAGUCUGUAAACGAACGACUUACACAGCACGACAGCAAGAAAGUCAAAUUAUUAAAUCGCAUUUCAAAGAAAAAACGUUUUUAAUGAAUUAAACAUCUAUAUGAAUUGUUCCAAAAUAUAUAUGCUAAACGGUAAAUACCUAAGUUCACGAUUGCAAUUAUCAUCUCGUUGCUUAGACCGAGAAAUCAGAAACAAAUCUUUCACACCAAGUUGCCCUACAUUUUGAAAAUUAAGAUUCAGUAAAGAUUCAGUAAAGAGAAACGUAAGGGUUCUUUAGUAAUCAUAAUUGGAAUUUACACUGCGAUCCCGGGCUGUUACAACUAAAUGAGGGGACCAAAUAGUAUACCUUCAUAAGUUGGGCAAUGAGGUUUCAGCAACAAAGGUAUAAACCCCAGCUUUGUGUGAAUAGUUGCAUUGACUUUAUGGCUGUAUUGGGUUGACGCAAAACGUGUUUUUCACCGUCAGCUCUUAUUGGACUUGUGACGGCUGUUGGGUUGCAAGCGAAAACCUUCUUUAAAGUAUUACAUCAGACAAAAGCAUAAAAACAACUUGUAGAUUAUUAUUAUCAUUAUUAUUAUUAUUAUUAUUAUUAUUAUUAUUAUUUUUUUCUCUCUGCGUUGGUUUUUAAUUGCAAUUAGUGGCUGGAUUCAUUAGGAAGUCUGAGAGAUUAAAAAAAAAAUAGAGGUUAUCUCUCCAUAAUAAAUUCUGGUAUAUUCUUUUUUGACAGCUGACGAACUACGAAGAAUAACGAACCAAAUUGCUGUCAAUUUCUGUCUUUGCGAAGUGACAGAGAUUGAUACCUGUACAUGUAGAGCGUCGAAUUAUUUGCCUUAAUAGAUAAAAUAAUAAUUUUCAUUUAUGAUCUUGCCCUGGCUAAUAUAUAAGGAAUGGGUAAUCGUUAAGCUGAGUCUGCUGAAACCAUCAGUCACUGAAUUUUUUAUUAUCUGGAAAUGGUUUUGAAGUAGACUGCAAAACAGUCCGUAUUUUUGCGUAUUCAAGUACGCGCGAGCAGUCACUGAAACAAAAGGUCUGGAACGAGGCUUUUACGCCACGUUUUACCAAUUUCUUUACUGAUUUUGAGGAAAAAACGGGCUGUUUUGUAGUCUAGUUUUGAAGUUCAAGCUGUAGCCAUAACAUUCGCUGAUCCUGUCACGUCGACAUGGUAGAGAACCAACAUGGCUUCUGAAUACGUCAAAAGCUCUAUAAAUUGGGGUAAAUCAUUUCUCCGAAUAUUUCGCAAUUAAAAAUUGCACCGAGACAAAUCUUGGCGUAGGUCUUUGCAUAUCAACCUCCUUUCUUUUCAUUUGAGUGCUUUUUUUGAUUGCGUGAGAGUGAUAACCAGCAGUCGAGCGUUUAAUAUUCAUUUUUGGUUUUCACAUGACGUCACCCGAAUUUCAAACAAAAGAAUUAUCGACCCUCCUUAGUUUUUACUUUCUUGAAGUAUAAGAGCUUCUAAAAAACUUAUAUUUUUACAAAUUUUCUCUUUGAAACGGUUCCUCGUGUUUGAUAAAGUACUUUUGCGUGACGCGGCAUUCAUUAAUGGCCGCCUAGAGAGCUCUUGUUGUUAAAGUUACAAAAAUUUAGCUAAAACGAAUCUCGCCCAUACGAAAAAUUGCGCCGUAAACUCUUCUUUGCGAAGGUCUUUGUAUAUUUAAAUCCUUUCAUUUCCAGAUUCUGGACUUUAUCUGUUGAACACUUUUUGAUUUUGAUUUUUGACGACGUGACAGUGAAAACCAGCAAUUUUAAUUUACCAUCACGCUGUCAAAAUCCACCUCUAUUUUUAAAACUAUUAAUUAUUAUUAGUCGCUUGCAACUCAAAACUGAGCUGCAAGGGCACCACUCAAAGCGACCAUUUAAUAACUUUGUGAUGCAAGGUUUGUAUGAAGUACAAAGGAAUCUGUAAAAGGACUCACAAUAUUUCGAUAAGCGGAACUACCCCUCUAUACUACUGAUGUUUCACUCAUAAUAUCAUAGGUGACGAAUUACUCCUUAAUUUUGGCGCGAAAUUUCAGCGUUAAUUUGUAAUUUCACAUGUGAAAUUACUAAAUUGCCAUGGCAACCUGCCGUACGUCUCCGUUUCAAGAUGGCAGGGAAGUUUUAAAAUGUCAUGAAUGAAGAUGUCAGGGAAUAAAAAGACGCUUUAGAAAACCUGAACACACGAAACAGCACAUCAAGAAGGAUUCUUAGAGGUAUGUUGUCGAAAAAUUUUGAAAAAUUAAGCCAAAUUGUAGCUCUAAACGUUUGAGAGAGUGGAGUUCACGAUCGAUCGAUACGAUCCAGGAUAAACAAGUCAAAAAUGUAAUUCGUCACCCAUGAUAUUAACAGGUAAUCAAAUGGUAUACUCGUGAAAUUAGGGAAUAAUUUCACUUACGUUUUGCCCAAAUCCUAAUAAUUUCCCUCGCCUGAAGGCUCGGGAAAUAAUAAGGAUUUGGACAAAACGCGCGUGAAAUUAUUCCCUAAUGUCACUCGUCACCAUUUGAUUACACAUACUUACAAGCUCUUGAUUAUUGUGCUAGUCAAAAUACCUGGGGUGCUGUGGGGUGCUGAAGAAAAUUUUGUACGGAGAAGCUCUGCCCCGAUCGCGCUCUAACCUACCUCUUUCAUAAAUAUACAGCCUAUGGACAGAUAGUAUCCCUUUCACCCACCUUGUUUAGAACUUUGUGUCCCUUUUAACCUUUAAAUUCACUGUCUUUUAAAUAUGAAUACAUCGCAAAACCGGAACGUUUUGUAGACUUUUUUACAGCCAUAAAAUGAAUCUGUUAGACCAGCAGUCAAGCGCCUGCCUUCGGCAGAGAAACGUGUUGUGCUCUCGUACUACGGUGGGGUCUCCGAGAUUCUUCAAAGAAUCUUUGAAAAGCGUCCUGUUCCGACACGUUCAAGUUUCAAACCCCAUCUUCGCUUUCACGCGCAAGAUACGCGAGGCCAUAAACAUUCAUACUCGGCGACGGGAAAUGAACCGUGAUCAGGGUUACAAUUAACCUUCUCCCAAUUUAUGGAACACUUUUGAAGCCUCAUCAACACGAGGCUGCAAAGCAAACGUCAUCACUGAUGAGGGGAUCUGGAUGGACUCAGAAGGCUCUGCUAAAACUUUCAACAAAUUGUUGGUGUUGAAGAAUAUUUUUCUGUUGAAUUAUGUAAUCUUUGAAUUUCUAGGUAUAAAUUCUAGAGAACAAUGGGCUGAUUUAGCAACAGAACGGGAACGUCAGUUGACGACGGCGCGCGCAAAUCAAACAACUGGCUUGACCAAUGGCAGAGCGGCAAAUUGAGUACUGGAAGUCGUGUUUAGUCCUUUCCACGCUCUUUCCUGUCGUCAACUGACGUUCCCGUCCUGUUGCUAAAUCAGCCUAAUAUACUAGCGGAGCCUCCCCGUAUAGGCCAUUAAAGGAAGUAUCCCCCUCCGGGUCAAUAUAUUGAUCAUUAAAGAAACUUACCGUAUUUAACUGUUUGUUUUCCCUUUAGAGUGAAGAGAACAGUAGUAACAGGAUGCAGUUUUCUAGCGCAAGAAUACAGGAGAAUGCUGAUAAUCUAGGGAUUGGCAGCCAAGUUUUACCAAAUCAACCUUCUGUGCACAGCGGUGUCUUGGGCCAAAUUUCACAGGGACACCAACAAGGGCCAACAGCGCGGGAUCAAAACCAAAACAUUGCGGGGAUGUCUGUCUCACAAGACCUUCCAGGAAUUGUCCCUCCCAGGGAAAUAAGCACCUUUCCCCAAAACGCUGAUGCGGUUGUCGGGGGAGUAAACUACAGGCGAAAGGCUGUUUGCCAGGAGACAGAUGGUGCACUGGGUCAGAGAACGAAAAUGCGCGUCUAUAUGAAGCGAUUUUAGGCCUUUUAGAUGACUGAAACUAUUUGGUGACUAUUCCACGGUCUUGAACAAGUCUCGCUUUAACCUGUGUGGAGUUGUAGCAGUCACUUGCUAAAGAAAAAAACUUUCGUCUUUGUCAUUAGCUUGGAAAUAACGCCUUGGAAUAACUACUUCCUUUUUUAAAAAAAUCUAAGACCUGCAAGAUGCCGCGUCAC
This is a messenger RNA of Porites evermanni, 5002 nucleotides long. The record is from the annotation of a GenBank genome assembly. Lineage: Eukaryota; Metazoa; Cnidaria; Anthozoa; Scleractinia; Poritidae.